Molecule: messenger RNA, 6361 nt
Organism: Vitis riparia (riverbank grape)
Lineage: Eukaryota; Viridiplantae; Streptophyta; Magnoliopsida; Vitales; Vitaceae
Product: E3 ubiquitin-protein ligase UPL3-like
Exons: 17
Coding region: 332-5914 (1860 amino acids)
Biological process (GO): proteasome-mediated ubiquitin-dependent protein catabolic process; protein polyubiquitination
Molecular function (GO): ubiquitin protein ligase activity
Source: RefSeq, a predicted model, not a curated record
AGACAGACGAGCGAGUUGGAACUUGGAACAGAAAAAUGAAAAAUGAAAAAUAAAAAAGAAAAAAAUAAUAAAAAAACAGUGGCACUGCAUUUUCAGAAUUAGAACUCAAAAUAAAAAGAGGCCAUACCCAAUACCUAAAUACCUAUUGCCUGCACAGCGCAAACCCUCACUGACCAUCCCAUAUUCCCAAAUUCCAUUCCUGUGGAGGCCCCACUGGAAACUCCAUUCAUCCUCAAGCCUUUCUCAAUUUCCUAUUUAGACCAUGCCGGUGCUGGAACUCCCUGGAUCCCGCAUUCGUUGAUCGCCGCCCACCGGUGAUCUCUGCCCUUGUAUGGACACUCCCGGUCGGAAAGCGGCGGAGCCCUCCUCAGCUGCCGCUUCCACUCACUCCCUGGCUCGCUCCUCCAAGAGACCUCGUUUCCUCGCCUCUUCUUCAUCGUCGCCCAUCCCCACUCGCUCCCAUCGCAGUUCGCGACUCAUGGAAUCGGCCACUGAGGCGUCCGGUUCUAAGAAGGGCAAGGAGAAGGAAUCCGAGUUGAGGUUGAAGAUCAAAGAAAAGCAGAGAAGCUUAGGGUUAAGUAUCGAUAGCGAUGAUGUGCUUGGUCGUGAUGACGACGACGAUGACGACGACGAUGAUGAUGAUGACGAGGACGACGGCGAGGGCAGUUUUGGAAUUUUGCAUCAGAAUUUGACCUCUGCAAGUAGUGCCCUACAGGGUCUUCUCAGGAAACUCGGUGCCGGACUCGACGAAUUGUUGCCGUCGGCUGCCGUGGCCGCGACGCCGGGGAGUGGGCGGCUCAAGAAGAUACUAUCCUCACUGCGGGAGGAGGGCGAAGAAGGGCGUAAAAUCGAGGCGUUGACGCAGCUCUGCGAUUUGCUAUUGAUGGGGACGGAGGAUUCGCUGUGUGCUUUUCCGGUUGACUCCUUCGUGCCGGUGCUUGUGGAAUUGCUUAAUUAUGAGAGCAAUGCGGACAUAAUGUUGCUUGCUGCUAGGGCAAUUACGCAUCUCUGCGAUGUGUUGCCAUCAUCUUGCAGUGCGGUCUUGCAUUACGGUGCGGUUCGGUGUUUCUGUGCCAAGCUGCUGGAAAUUGAAUGUAUGGACUUGGCUGAACAGUCUUUGCAAGCUCUGAAGAAGAUAUCCCAGGAGCAGCCUACUGCCUGUUUGCGAGCAGGUGCUCUAAUGGCAGUGCUUUCUUUUCUUGACUUCUUCCCAACAGGUGUUCAGAGAGUAGCAUUGUCCACUGCUGCCAAUAUGUGUAAGAAACUCCCUCCAGAUGCAGCCGACUUUGUGAUGGAAGCUGUGCCUCUUUUGACAAACCUUCUUCAAUAUCAAGAUUCCACGGUGUUAGAGCAUUCUUCUGUCUGCUUGACUCGCAUUGUGGAAGCAAUUGCUUCAUCCCCUGACAAGUUAGAUGAACUAUGCAAUCAUGGACUGAUCGAACAAGUUACUGCACUUAUUUCUACAAGUAAUUCUGGAGGUGUUCAGGCAUCCCUGAGCACAUCUACAUACACGGGCUUAAUCCGGCUUCUUUCAAUAUGUGCGAAGGGGUCUCCUUUAGGAGCCAAAACUUUGCUUCACCUUGAAAUCAGUGGCAUUCUUAAAGAUAUACUUCCAGUUUCCAGCUUAGUUGGAAGCGUUUCUGUUUCCCCUUCUUUGACCAGACCCCCUGAUCAGAUUUUCGAGAUAGUGAACCUUGCAGAUGAGCUUCUCCCUCCACUACCAGAAGGAACUAUCUCCCACCUGAAUUAUUCUAGUUUUCAAAUGAGAAGUUCUGCAGGAGAGAAGUCUCCUUCCAGUGGUUCUGGUAAGGAAGAAAUUACUAAUGGAAGUAUGCCUGAGGCUUCAGCACGUGAGAAAUUAUUAUGUGAUCAACCAAAAUUUCUGCAGCAGUUUGGAGUGGAUCUUCUUCCUGUUUUAGUACAGCAGGUAUAUGGGUCCACUGUGAAUGUCCAAGUUCGCAACAAGUGUCUCUCUGUCAUUGGAAAGUUAAUGUACUUCUGCACAGCAGAUAUGAUUCUUUCUUUAUUAAAUUCAACAAACAUAUCAAGUUUCCUAGCUGGUGUUUUAGCAUCGAAGGAUCCGCAAGUUUUGAUUCCUGGCCUCCAAAUGGCUGAGAUUCUCAUGGAAAAGCUUCCUAAAACUUUCUCCAGGAUGUUUGUGAGAGAAGGAGUGCUUCAUGCUGUAGACACACUUAUAUCUCAUGAUUUGGAAAAUGUAGGUGGUGACCAAAUAUUGUCUGCUGAAAGGGGUAAUGAUUCCAUAUCUGGAACAUCAUUGCGUUCAAGGUGUUAUCGACGGGGAAUGGGCUACCCUAAUCCAGAUGGAAGUUUUCUUGAAGAACCAAAGGGUUAUAUUUCAGUUCACAAUGGUUCAUCUUCAGCAUCAGUAGAAAUUCCAUCUAGAAAUUCUAGGAGACUGGCAGUUAGUACCCGUGCUAAAGCUUUCAAACAUAAAUACUUCCCUUCAUGCCCUGGGGAAGCUGAGGUUGGAGUUACAGAUGACCUUCUACGUUUGAAAAAUCUCUGUGUUGAGUUGAAUUUAUGUGUAAAUGAUCAAAAUACCAAGAGAAAGGGAAAAUCUAAAGCUUCAGGACCCAACUUGACCGAUCCUUCUGCCAGUAAGGAGGAACACUUGAUUGAAGUGAUAUCUUCCAUACUGGCAGAGCUGGGCAGAGUAGAUGCUGUAUCCACCUUUGAGUUUAUUAGUAGUGGAGUUGUUGCAGCUUUGCUGAACUACUUCUCUUGUGGUGCAUUUUCCAUGGUGAGAACAUCAGAAGCUAACUUGUCUAAACUUCGACAGCUAGCAUUUAGAAGGUUUAAGUCAUUUAUUGCAGUUGCCCUUCCUUCCAGCAUUAAGGAAGGAGAUGAAACUCCCCUGAUUAUUUUAAUUCGGAAUCUUCAAAAUGCUUUAUCCUCCUUGGAGCGAUUUCCAGUUGUACUGAGCCAUUCAUCUAGGUCAUCCAGUGGAAAUGCACGUUUCUCAUCCGGACUUAGUGCACUUUCUCAACCAUUUAAGCUUCAUCUCCGUAGAGCACAAGGAGACAAAUCUCUACGUGAUUACUCUUCAAAUAUUGUAUUGAUUGAUCCAUUGGCAAGUUUAUCAGCUGUUGAAGAAUUUCUUUGGCCCAGAGUUCUGCGAAGUGAAUUGAGUCAGAAAAAAGACCCAUCAUUUUUUGAAAACUUGGAAUCUGAAACCCCAACUACAGAGACUGGUGCUUCAUUGUUUUCAACUUCUAAUCCUGCUUGUACUUAUCGCCAUCCUGCUAGAUCAAGAUCAUCAGUUGCUGUGGGAGGCACAUCUGUAGAGACACCACCGCAAGGGAGAAGUGAAAACUCAAUGCAAGGAAAGGGUAAAGCUCUUCAGGAGUCUGCUCAAGAUGAGGAAAGAGGACCUCUGACAAGAAAUAUUGCAUGCCGAGGAACUGCUUCAGAUAAAGAUGUGGCCACAAAACCAGACUUUAAUCCUGAGGAUCGGGAAGUCAAUAUUUCUCCAGUUGAGAUUGAUGAUGGUUUGGUAAUUGAAGAGGAUGAUCUCUCAGACGAUGAAGAUGAUGAUGCCAAUGAAGAUGUGCUGAGAAAUGAUGUCCCAUUUUGCACAUCAGAGAAAGUGCAUGAUGUGAAAUUGGGAGAUCCUGUGGAGGAUGGUAUGGUUGCCUCUGCUGCAACUGAGGCCCAAUCAAAUCCUAGUGGUUCAAAUAAUGCAGUAAAUUCUGUGCAUGCUUUUGGCUCAACAGGUCCAAUGUCAAUUGCUGCAUCUGUUGCCAUUGGCGGGUUAGUACCUCCAAACCGUGGAGGCAUUAGGAGUGGCAGAGAUAGGCAAGGAAUUACCCUUGCUGGUGGCAAAAUUGAUACUCCUAAAUUAAUAUUUUCCUCUGGUGGAAAGCUGCUUAACAGGAACAUGACCAUAUACCAGGCUGUUCGACGCCAGGUUGCACCAGAUGAAGAUGAUGAUGAGAGGUAUGGCAACGAAGUUUUAGCCAGUGAUGGAAGCAGGCUAUGGCGAAAUAUUUAUACCAUCACAUAUCAGAGGGCAGACAACCAAGUAAAUAGAUUAUCAACAGGAAGUUUGAACUCAACCCCAUCAAAGAUUUCCAAAUCUAGUUGUGCUUCCAAUUCCAAUCCUGGCUUCCACUUGAAUAACAUAUCACUUCUAGAUAACAUUUUUCAAUGGGAGCUUCCUUGUGAUUUAGAAAAAAGCAAUCCCACUUAUAAUAUAUUAGCAUUAUUGCGUGUAUUAGAAUGUUUAAGUCAGAACAUACCUCGAUUGAGGGCCCAAGCCUUCUGCAAUGACUUCUCAGAGGGAAAGAUUCUGUGUCUUGAUGAUAUGAGUAUUGCCCACAUUGAAGUUCCACCUGAGAAAUUCAUCAAUAGCAAGAUCACACCCAAAUUGUCUCGACAAAUCCAGGAUGCCCUGGCAGUAUGUGGCGGUACUCUUCCCUCAUGGUGUUAUCAGUUGACCAAAGCAUGCCCAUUCUUGUUUCCUUUUGAGACCAGGAGGCAAUAUUUCUAUUCAACUGCUUUUGGGUUGUCUCGUGCGUUGAAUUGGCUUCAACAGCAACAAGGAGCUGAUGGUCAAGGCUCUGCCAGUGAAAGAGAGGUUCGUCUGGGCAGAUUACAGCGUCAGAAGGUUCGUGUUUCAAGAAAUCGGAUUUUGGAUUCUGCCAGAAAAGUGAUGGAGAUGUAUUCUAGCCAAAAGGCUGUUCUAGAAGUAGAGUAUUUUGGUGAGGUUGGCACUGGAUUGGGUCCAACCUUGGAGUUCUAUACCCUGUUAAGUCAUGAUCUACAAAAAGCUGAACUGGGGAUGUGGAGAUCUAGUUCUACAUCAGAGACACUGAUGGAUAUUGAUGAUCAACCAAAUGGGAAAUCUGACCAUUUCUCUGAUGGGGAGGAACAACCUGGCUCUGUAAAAGGAAGUGGAGUUCUUGUGCAAGCUCCUCUUGGAUUGUUCCCUCGUCCUUGGUCUCCUACUGCAGAUGCUUCUGAUGGUAGCCAGUUUACUAAAGUGAUUGAAUAUUAUCACUUGCUUGGACAAGUGAUGGCUAAAGCGCUUCAAGAUGGACGACUCUUGGAUCUGCCGCUGUCUAUGGCUUUUUAUAAGCUUGUGCUUGGUCAAGAUCUGGAUUUGCAUGACAUCCUAUCAUUUGAUGCUGAACUUGGGAAGAUUUUGCAAGAACUGCAAGUCCUUGUUUGUCGGAAACAGUAUCUGGAUGGUGUGAGUGGUAAUGGUUGCGAUGCAACUGGUGGCUUAUGUUUCCGUGGUGCCCCUGUUGAAGAUCUCUGUCUAGAUUUCACCCUUCCUGGCUAUCCAGAUUACAUUCUGAAAUCAGGCUAUGAAAAUGUCCUUGUGGAUUCUGAUAACUUGGAUGAGUACAUAUCAUUGGUGGUUGAUGCAACUGUCAAGUCAGGGCUAAUGCAUCAAAUGGAAGCAUUUAGAGCAGGGUUUAAUCAGGUUUUUGACAUUUCAUCUCUGCAAAUAUUCUCUCCACAUGAAUUAGAUUACUUGCUUUGUGGCCGUAGAGAAUUGUGGAAGAUGGAGACACUUGUUGAUCACAUAAAGUUUGAUCAUGGAUACACUGCCAAGAGCCCUGCGAUUAUCAAUUUACUUGAAAUCAUGGGAGAAUUCACUCCUGAGCAGCAGCAUGCAUUCUGCCAAUUCAUUACUGGUGCACCUAGGCUUCCUCCUGGAGGUCUGGCAAUGUUGAAUCCAAAGUUGACCAUUGUGAGAAAGCAUUCCUCAACGAUGAACCCGGCAACCAACAUGAUUGGACCUUCUGAAUCAGCCGACGAGGAUUUGCCCAGUGUUAUGACUUGUGCCAAUUACCUCAAGCUUCCUCCCUAUUCCACCAAGGAUAUCAUGUAUAAGAAACUACUUUAUGCCAUCAAUGAAGGACAGGGAUCUUUUGAUCUGUCGUAGUCUCCAUCAUCACUAAUCAGGCUGAAUGAUAAGAUUCUGUCAAAAUGCUUUUGGCCUCCACAGUUAUAUCUUGCUAGUUUCAAUGUUGGAAGCUUGUUUGAUUUUGUCAGAAAAUUACUUUCAUGGAGUAGAAUCUCAGAAAUCUUGGGAAGAUGGAUGGGGCCAAGUUCCGUUUAAAUCAUAAUGUGGCGAUGGACUGGACUGGUUGGUGGAGGCACAGCAUUUUCUCUCCUUCCCUCUCCAUUCCGUCUGUGUAAAUUUCAAUAUAUCUUGCACCUUUUUUUAAGAAAUGAUUUCUUCAUUUGUCAAUGAUACCAACCCCCAUGCUGAAUAUUAGCAGCAGCAGUUGUCGGCUUUCUUUUUAAAUUUUUUGUUUCAGUGGGGAGAAUAAUUUAUGGACACAAGACAAAAAUAGGAAGAAAAUCUUUGAAAUAUUGACGUCUUUAA